AUGUGCGGGCCGGCAAGAUGGCCCGCCCUGCUUUUCUGCCCGACGCAGCAGGCGCUGUACGGCACCCUGCUGGAGCAGAACCUGGUGCGGCUCAUCGAGCCCUUCAGCCGCGUGGAGAUUGCCCACGUGGCGGGCCUCAUCAAGCUGCCGGUGCCCGAGGUGGAGGCCAAGCUCAGCCAGAUGAUCCUGGACAAGAAGUUCAGCGGCACACUGGACCAGGGAGCGGGCUGCUUGGAGGUCUGGGAUGUGCAGGAGGGCGACACCGUGUUCCCCGCGGCGUUGAACAUCAUGGACAGCCUCGGCGGCGUGGUGGACACGCUCUUUACUCGCAGCCAAAAGGUCGUAGCUGUCUGA
Monoraphidium neglectum is the source of this 354-nucleotide messenger RNA. Its product is annotated as putative 26S proteasome regulatory subunit rpn6. Gene Ontology annotation, cellular component: proteasome regulatory particle, lid subcomplex. Lineage: Eukaryota; Viridiplantae; Chlorophyta; Chlorophyceae; Sphaeropleales; Selenastraceae. The transcript is spliced from 3 exons. Gene Ontology annotation, biological process: ubiquitin-dependent protein catabolic process. The coding region runs from base 1 to 354 and encodes 117 amino acids. Gene Ontology annotation, molecular function: structural molecule activity. The record is from RefSeq and is a predicted model, not a curated record.